AUGUUACUCAUUUAAUUCCAUCAUAAACAGAAUUCAUUUACUUCAGUAUUUUAACCAACUAUACAAUAUAUCAAAAAUAUAUCCAUCUAUGUACUAAAUUUAGAUCAUUAAAAAUUUUUGCUAAUUAUUUUCUCUCUCUAAAAAUCAAACACUUUCAAUCCAUAANAUCUCUGGUCUUGUGGUGUAAUUUUAUAUAUACUUCUAUGUGGGUAAUAUAAAUAUAUAUAUUAUUAAGUUAUCCUCCAUUUGAUAGUAAAACUGAAGAUAAAAUAAUGGAAAAGAUUUCUUAAGGAGUUUAUUCUUUUGAUUCUUAAGAAUGGGAAGAUGUUUCUAUAGAAGCUAAAAAUUACAUUAGAAAGCUGUUAGAAUUGGAUCCAAGUAGUUCAGUGUUAUAGAUUCUUAGGCAAAAGGUUAAAUGCUCAAUAAGCCUUAUCAGAUCCUUGGAUUAAGAAGUUUAAUAAUCCUCUUGAAAUUGAUAAACCAUUAAUGACAAAAGUAUUAAAAAAUUUGAAGAAAUUUACAACUCAAUAAAAAUUGCAAGAAUCUAUUGUUAAAUUUAUUGUGAAUCAAUUAGCUACAAAAUAGGAAAAGACAGAAUUACUAAAAACUUUUUAAUAUCUUGAUACCAAUCAAGAUGGUAAAUUAAGUAAAGAGGAAUUAUUGACAGGAUACUCUAAGAUUAUGAAACCAGUUGAAGCAGUAGAAGAAGUCAAUCGUAUUUUUUUAUAAGUUGAUAAAAAUAAUUCUGGUUCAAUAGAUUAUACUGGUACUUAUGGUGAUAAUUUAUAUGAGUAGAGUUUGUUAUUGCCACUAUUGAUAGAUAAUAAUUAUUAUCUAAAUAAAGGUUAUAGAUGACAUUUAGAAUGCUUGAUAAAGUAAAAUAUUAUAUAAUAUAGGAUAAAAGUGGUUCGAUUAGUGUAGAUGAAUUGAAAGAAAUAUUUAAUGGUAUCUCAGAAGAUAUGUGGAAAUAAGUGGUACAAGAUUUUGAUUCCAAUUCUGAUGGACAAAUUUCAUUAAAUGAAUUUUUCACAAUGAUGAAAAAGGAAGAAUGA
This is a messenger RNA of Paramecium primaurelia, 1052 nucleotides long. The record is from the annotation of a GenBank genome assembly. Lineage: Eukaryota; Ciliophora; Oligohymenophorea; Peniculida; Parameciidae.